This is a messenger RNA of Coregonus sp. 'balchen', 2868 nucleotides long. The record is from the annotation of a GenBank genome assembly. NCBI's taxonomy places the organism in Eukaryota, Metazoa, Chordata, Actinopteri, Salmoniformes, Salmonidae.
AUGCGGUUGCGGUUGCCGUGGAGACACCUGGCACUGUGUGGUGUGGCCCCUGGGAGGCGGGCAACAUCAUCUGUUCCCGCGGGCGUCCAGAGCUUCGUGCCCGCCAGCAGCACCAUCGAUGCCCACGCCCUGGAGCGGCUACAGGCCUUUUUUUCACGCGCCACACGCCUCUUCGUCAUCACUGGAGCCGGGCUCUCCACAGAGUCUGGCAUCCCAGACUACCGCUCAGAUGGGGUGGGUCUCUAUGCUCGCACAGACAGGCGACCUAUGCAGCACACAGAGUAUAUACGCAACGCCAAGUCCCGUCAGCGCUACUGGGCUAGGAACUACAGUGAGGGAAAAAAGUAUUUGAUCCCCUGUGAUUUUGUAUGUUUGCCCACUGACAAAGACAUGAUCAGUCUAUAAUUUUAAUGGUAGGUUUAUUUGAACAGUGAGAGACAGAAUAACAACAACAAAAUCCAGAAAAACGCAUGUCAAAAAUGUUAUAAAUUGAUUUGCAUUUGAAUGAGGGAAAUACGUUUUUGACCCCUCUGCAAAACAUGACUUAGUACUUGGUGGCAAAACCCUUGUUGGCAAUCACAGAGGUCAGACGUUUCAUGUAGUUGGCCACCAGGUUUGCACACAUCUCAGGAGGGAUUUUGUCCCACUCCUCUUUGCAGAUCUUCUCUAAGUCAUUAAGGUUUCGAGGCUGACGUUUGGCAACUUGAACUUUCAGCUCCCUCCACAGAUUUUCUAUGGGAUUAAGGUCUGGAGACUGGCUAGGCAACUCCAGGACCUUAAUGUGCUUCUUCUUGAGCCACUCCUUUGUUGCCUUGGCCGUGUGUUUUGGGUCAUUGUCAUGCUGGAAUACCCAUCCAAGACCCAUUUUCAAUGCCCUGGCUGAGGGAAGGAGGUUCUCACCCAAGAUUUGACGGUACAUGGCCCCGUCCAUCGUCCCUUUGAUGCGGUGAAGUUGUCCUGUCCCCUUAGCAGAAAAACACCCCCAAAGCAUAAUGUUUCCACCUCCAUGUUUGAUGGUGGGGAUGGUGUUCUUGGGGUCAUAGGCAGCAUUCCUCCUCCUCCAAACACGGCGAGUUGAGUUGAUGCAAAAGAGCUCGAUUUUGGUCUCAUCUGACCACAACACUUUCACCCAGUUCUCCUCUGAAUCAUUCAGAUGUUCAUUGGCAAACUUCAGACGGGCCUGUAUAUGCGCUUUCUUGAGCAGGGGGACCUUGCGGGCGCUGCAGGAUUUCAGUCCUUCACGGCGUAGUGUGUUACCAAUUGUUUUCUUGGUGACUAUGGUCCCAGCUGCCUUGAGAUAAUUGACAAGAUCCUCCCGUGUAGUUCUGGGCUGAUUCCUCACCAUUCUCAUGAUCAUUGCAACUCCACGAGGUGAGAUCUUGCAUGGAGCCCCAGGCCGAGGGAGAUUGACAGUUAUUUUGUGUUUCUUCCAUUUGCGAAUAAUCGCACCAACUGUUGUCACCUUCUCACCAAGCUGCUUGGCGAUGGUCUUGUAGCCCAUUCCAGCCUUAUGUAGGUCUACAAUCUUGUCCCUGACAUCCUUGGAGAGCUCUUUGGUCUUGGCCAUGGUGGAGAGUUUGGAAUCUGAUUGAUUGAUUGCUUCUGUGGACAGGUGUCUUUUAUACAGGUAACAAGCUGAGAUUAGGAGCACUCCCUUUAAGAGUGUGCUCCUAAUCUCAGCUCGUUACCUGUAUAAAAGACACCUGGGAGCCAGAAAUCUUUCUGAUUGAGAGGGGGUCAAAUACUUAUUUCCCUCAUUAAAAUGCAAAUCAAUUUAUUUACAUUUUUGACAUGCGUAUUUCUGGAUGUUUUUGUUGUUAUUCUGUCUCUCACUGUUCAAAUAAACCUGCCAUUAAAAUGAUAGACUGAUCAUUUCUUUGUCAGUGGGCAAACUUACAAAAUCAGCAGGGGAUCAAAUACUUUUUUUCCCUCACUGUAUGUGGGCUGGCCACAGUUCUCCUCUCAUCAGUCAAACUCUGCUCACUUGGCCCUGCAGCAGUGGGAGAAACAGGGGAAGGUACACUGGCUGGUUACGCAGAAUGUGGACGCGCUUCAUUCCAAGGCAGGGCACCAAGGACUGACUGAACUACACGGCUGCGCUCACAGGUAGGAGAGCAGUGAAUGACAGACGGAUGGACACACCACACUAUAUAGACUUCUUGUUCAAGGACAUUGGCUCAGAGCAACACUGAGCUUUUUACCUGUGUGUCCAUCCGUCUGUCUGUGUCCCUCCCAGGGUGUUAUGUCUGGGCUGUGGUGCGAUGUCUGCUAGAGAAGAGCUCCAGAAGCGUUUCGCAGGACUGAACCCUGGGUGGGUAGCACCUGGCUGGUGGUGUAGCUCCCGACAGGGAUGUUUUCAUUGAGGACGAACAGGUCCUCCACUUCAGAGUGCCUCCCUGUAAGGACUGUGGGGGCAUACUGAAGCAAGACGUGACAUUCUUUGGGGACACAGUGAACCGAGGGACAGUACAGUUUGUACAUGAGAGACUGGUGGAGUCUGAUGCGGUCCUAGUUGCGGGAUCUUCUUUGCAGGUGGGCAUAAAUAAGGUGUUAUUAUAUAUUGCUAGAGUCUAUAGACCAUACCUCUAAAAUGGAAAAUGUAGUUGUUUUCAGUAGUCAACUGUGUGUUGCAGUUUGACUAUUUCUGUCUUUGAGAACUUGAAGAUGUAUCUACAAGACAUCUGUGUAUAACUGUUAUAUCCUUGUUUUUUCUAGGUGUAUUCUGGGUACAGAUUCCUACUGGCAGCAGCUGACCAGAAGAUCCCAGUGGCCAUCUUGAACAUUGGGCCUACCAGUGCCGACCACCUGACAGAGUUCAGAGUCAGUGCUCGUUGUGGGGAGGUACUGUCUGUCAUUCAGCCCCACUGA